Messenger RNA from Chroicocephalus ridibundus (black-headed gull), 2205 nucleotides. RefSeq names its product tektin 1 (gene TEKT1). The coding region runs from base 694 to 1902 and encodes 402 amino acids. The transcript is spliced from 8 exons. Lineage: Eukaryota; Metazoa; Chordata; Aves; Charadriiformes; Laridae. The record is from RefSeq and is a predicted model, not a curated record. Gene Ontology annotation, cellular component: nucleus; microtubule cytoskeleton. Gene Ontology annotation, biological process: cilium assembly; cilium movement involved in cell motility.
GCGUGGGCUCCGUGCUGGAGCGUGGCCGGGAGGUGUCCCGGGAACGCGGGGCGAGCGCGGUGCAACGGUGGGAAAACUGAUGAUCGAACCGCUGUGACUUUGCAGAUAUUUUGGGCAUUGGUCACAUUAAGCCAGGGUGCUUUGGUCUGCUUUAGCCCUUUCGAGGCUUUUCCAUUUCCUCAUUUAUUUGCUGUUUUUCCUCCUUCAGCUUUUCAGGUCCUGUUUUCUCUCUCUCUUUUUUUUUUUUCCUAAUGACCAUUACAUCUCUUUUUUACAACCUAGAGUUCACCCACCUCUCCAGUCAUAUUCUUAAAAGUUGUUUACUUCUCCAACCUGUGGGAGACUAUUUAUCUUUAAUAUUUUUUCACUUUUUUUCAUUUUUCUGUAGUUGUCCAUUAAUAAUCCUGUCCUUCCUGACCGGUCUCAGUUUUUUUCCUUUCUCUUCCCUCUCCUAUCGCAGACAGCCCAUCUUCUCCGUUCCACUUUCAAGCCUCUUACUCUCUCUCCUCCUAGCUUCCAUUCCCAAAUUGUUCUGUUUCUUCAUUCUCCCACUGCAAACUCUCUCCCUCACACCUUAGCAAAGUCUUGGGGAACCUUGAGCAAGAAGUCUUGUUUUUUCACACCUGUGUCAUUUUGCAGGUUCCACAUUCCAAGAACUGACGUGAGUUAUAUCCAGAAAUUUUCCAAAAAACAAUGGCCAGACUGCUGCAAGCUCCACCCAAGUUUCAUCUCUCAGAAUGGGACAUUGCAAACAAGAUGCAGUGUGCCAGCACAGAGUCUCAGAAAUCCAGGUCAGAGCGCAUGAUAGCUGAGAGCCGGAGGCUGCGGGAUGAAAUAGAAAAGACAACUCAGAAAACCCAAAGUGAUGUCAACAAGAAAAUAGAACAGAGACGGGAUGAAAUAAAAUUCUGGAAGCAAGAAUUAGAUAACAAACUUGAACAGAUUGUUCAUGAGACAGAGGUACUGUUGACUUUCAAGACUAGGCUGGAGAAAGCUUUGGAGAGCUGUAAAGAGCCACUUGACGUUGCCCAAAAGUGUCUCCUGAGCAGGCAGAGGCGAGCUGGGAUUGACUUGGUGCAUGAUGAAGUGGAACAGGAACUGGUGAAGGAAGCUGAAGUCCUCCAGGGGGUUAUUGCUUUGCUUGAACGUACAUUGGAACAAACCAAUGAGCAAAUCAGACUAAACCGCUCAGCAAAAUACAACCUGGAAAUGGAUCUGAAGGACAAGUUCACAGCUUUAACGAUUGAUGAUUACUGUGCUAGCUUGACAAACAACACUCCUGAUAUCAGAUAUGCUGAUAAUGCACUGAAAAUAGAAGGAAAUUUUGUUAGCCCUGAAGACUGGAUAGAUUUUUCAAACAUGAACGUUGAAAAGGCUGAAAAGCAGAGAAACAAUUCUUUGGCGCUGAGGGCACUGAUUGAUGGCAUCCUCUCACAGACGGCGAGUGACAUGCGCAAGCAACGCGAGACGGUGAAUGUUGUGUUUAGAAAUAGGGUGAAGGAAGUCAAGGAUGCCAAGAACAAGCUGGAGACACUCCUUGCGAUGGUGAUGGAUGAGACUGCCUCACAGGAGAAGAACAUUGCAGCCUUAAAGAAAGCAAUUGCUGAUAAAGAAGGACCCGUUAAAGUGGCUCAAACACGCUUGGAAGCAAGAAACCAUCGCCCCAAUGUGGAAUUGUGUUAUGACACAGUGCAAUACAGGCUGACUAGUGAAGUUCAAGAGAUUACAAAAAAUAUUCAGAGAUUAAAGGACACGCUGGCACAGGCUGAGACAGAGCUGAAAGCUCUGAGCCGUCGACAGCUUUCCUUGGAGGAGGAGAUCCAGGUGAAGGAGAAUACAUUGUACAUUGAUGAAGUGCUCUGCAUGCAGAUGAGAGAGUCUGUUUCCAUUAACAACUUCUGAAGCUAUCGUACUGGGAGACUGUGUGUGCUCCAAAGAGCCAGCUCCUGCUGAAAUUUUAUUGACAAACCUCCAGAUUUAUUGGUUUGGCUCAAUGCUGUCCUGGUUCUAGUUGUGCAAGGUAAUUAAAACAGACCUAGACCUAGUACUUAACAGCUAUCUGUUUCACAGCUGUCUAUGCUCUAGAAUGCCCGAUGAAAUCUCCCACUUGGCAAUAAAACUCCAGAAUAAGAAGAAAUGUCCCUUCUUUCAUGUCAUUUAUCUCAUGUGCAACCAGUGAUAUCUUUUGCCAUUGAAACGUCUAGA